AUGCAUUCAACACCCAACAAUCCGCUUCAGUCCUUUUCGCGGAAGGUUUUUCCGGGCCAAGUGUGGUCAUCAAUUUUGUCGGAUUCUGCGAAGACCCGCCUCGCGGCGGUUCGCGUCCGGUUGCGGGACUGGUGUCAAUUCUCGACGGCGAAAAAGCCUUUCCUUGUCGAAAUUCGCGCGCAAAUUGAGUCUUUGAGUCGCCGAGGGCCGAGGGAAAAGAGGCGCGGCUACUCACGAGCUACUCACAACACGCGAGAAGAAAGUUCUCCCGGUGGUCACUUUACGUUUUCCAAGGUAUUUCCACGUCCGCCAACCGGACGUUUUUCUCACCGGGUGCAGCAGGUAUUUCUUGGGGACAAGCCACAGUCACCCGAGUCUCUUCCCCGGAACUUCAGUCGAGUCUGA
Messenger RNA from Toxoplasma gondii ME49, 405 nucleotides. RefSeq lists its product as hypothetical. The record is from RefSeq and is a predicted model, not a curated record. The transcript is spliced from 2 exons. Bases 1 to 405 code for a protein of 134 amino acids. Lineage: Eukaryota; Apicomplexa; Conoidasida; Eucoccidiorida; Sarcocystidae.